AUGGCGCGAAAUCUGAGAUGGGUUUUGCUUAUUGUUGUGGUCUCGUGUCUUGUUUCGAAACUGGAAGCUAGUGAAGGAGAUGCUGAUCCUCUUUACAAGUCAUGUGUUGAGCAAUGUCAGAAAACUGGAUGCGUAGGGGAUACUUGCUUUCAGCACUGUAAAUUUUCAGCCGAUGGAAAAGCUAUUGACGGUCCGUGGUACAUGCAAGAGCCACUUUACCUGCGAUGGAAACAAUGGGAUUGCCAAAGUGAUUGCCAGUACGAAUGCAUGAUGACAAGAGAAGAAGAAAGAAAAAGAAACGGCGAGAAACCUACCAAGUAUUUCGGUAAAUGGCCACUCAAACAUGUCUAUGGAAUUCAGGAACCUGUCUCUGUUGCUUUCUCUGCUCUUGAUCUUGCAAUACAAUUCCAUGGAUGGGUCUCAUAUUUCAUCCUCGUUUACUAUAAAUUACCACUCCAGUCAAACCGGAAAACUUACUACGAGUACAACGGAUUAUUGCAUAUUUAUGCCAUCAUUGUAAUGAAUUCACUCUUCUGGAGUGGUGUCUGUCACAGCAGAGAUGUUGAAUUGACGGAGAGGCUAAAUUACUCCUCUGCUACAGUAUUAGCCGGAUUUUUGCUAAUUCUAGCAAUAGUCCGGUCUUUCAGUAUUCACGAUCAAUCUGCCAAAAUCAUGGUUACUGCACCUAUUCUCGCGGUUGUAGCAACUCAUAUUCUUUACCUCAAUUUCUACAACCUCGAUGAAGGGCUUCACCGGAAAGUGAUAUAUGCAAUAGGAGCUUUCGAGCUAGUGGUGUGGGGUAUUUGGGCGGCUUUAACCUCACAUCCAUCAAAGUGGAAGCUAAGAGCUUUCUUCGUCGCCAGCAUAGUGACAAUGUGUCUUAGAAUGUUCGAUUUCCCACCUUACAAAGGCUAUGUCGAUGCUCACGCGCUUCGGCGUGCUGCCGGAAUCCCACUUUCUUAUCUUUGGUGGAGUUUUGUCCGUGACGACGCUGUUUUCAGAACCACCGUUCUUCUCAAGAAAUCAAAGUGA
Molecule: messenger RNA, 1032 nt
Organism: Arabis nemorensis
Lineage: Eukaryota; Viridiplantae; Streptophyta; Magnoliopsida; Brassicales; Brassicaceae
Source: the annotation of a GenBank genome assembly